Molecule: messenger RNA, 2229 nt
Organism: Cuscuta campestris
Lineage: Eukaryota; Viridiplantae; Streptophyta; Magnoliopsida; Solanales; Convolvulaceae
Source: the annotation of a GenBank genome assembly
AAUAUAACAAAUAACCAUUCAAUGCCUAAAAUUUCUUCUCGCUCUUGGUCCCAUGAACGAAACCAAAUCCAUCAACCACUACUACAAAAAGGACCAAAUAAAUCCUACAUUUGGAUUGGUUAGCAAAAUAAAUGAUUUAAAAGGGAAAAAAAUUCCGCAUACCGCUACACAUUUGCAUCAGUUAUUCUUGAUAACCGAUGGAAAAGAGUAUUUGCAUCGAUUAUCAGGAAUAACCGAUUCAAAUGUAACUAUAUGACUGAGGAGGAUCUUUUGCAGCGUCUUCCUUCCCUUCUGCAGCAGUAUGGACUAUUUUUUUCCAAGGGUGCUCCAGACUUUGCAUCCAUGUCGCAGCACACACCUUCUGUAGCACCUCAUUAUGGGCAGCGUAGUAGCAAGGCGUCUACAGAUUUUGUUGACAUCGCCGGUGUCACUGAGGUUGCUGCUUGUUACUUGAGGAUCUCUGAUCCAGCGGACUACAUAGUGGCACAUGGAUCGGUUUUCCCACGUGCACCGGGAGAUAUGAGAGUUGUGUCAACAUCUGCUUUGCCUACCAUCAACGUCAUUCUCGAUCCCGAGCCCAUGCUCUAUCCGGAGGAGACGGAGCUAAGGAUGCGUCCGGAGAAUAUACGUGAGUUCAUGCAAUGGGAGGAGGUCGAUCAGACCAUCAUCAUUGUUUUCUUGAGAUUGUUGCACGAUCAUAUGAUGGAGCACGACAUCGCGUCUGUCGGGUUGUUAUGUCCAGAGAACAUGGCAUACGUGGUAGAUUAUGGAGAUCGCCAGCUCGACCGGAUUGGGUUGAUGUUCCCGGAGUACCCCAACAAGCAGGGAACUUUGAGUGUGGUUACUAUACCAUGCGAUUUUGUUGGCUCAUCGUCAAUAUGUGUGCACAAUGUUCUGUACCGUUAUCCGAUGUAUUUCAGUCUACUACGCCUUAUACUAAAGCCGAAUUAGAAGAGCUACAGCCUCUGUCUCACAUGUAAAUGUCGCCACCCCUGCCACCAUCGCCGCUACUGUCGUCGCCGCCACUCCUUCGCCACAAUCUCCUGCUGCCAUCAAUAUUAAAUGCGGUCACCAUGCAUCUACAUUGUUGCUGGCUUGCUGCCACUAGCACCGUCACAAUCUGCAAAUUCACCGUCAUCGCCACCGCAAUCUACUGCUCUGAUCUCAUUCCCAUUUGUUGUGGAUGCCUCCUCUAUCGCCCCCAUUUGCUACUGUCAAUGUUGCAAUUUAGUGCUAACGUUGGGAUUAGUACUUGAUGGGAAAUAAUACGUGGCACGGUCCACAUUUCCUAAUUAUUUUACGAAGAACAGUCAAACCGGACCUGUUUAAUAAAAUAGAGGAAUAAGAGAAUAUUCCUCCGAAGAUGCUCCCCCUCCUAUAAAAGGAGGGGUGCCCCCAAUGUGAAGGGGAGGCCAAAUCACUUUCUCCCCUGCCCACUAUACUUUCUCUCUCUAGCAUUUUAUAGUUUUUGUUCUUCAAUAAGCUUUUAAGCUUCCAUUAAUGGCUUCCGAGCCCGAUUCUUGUACCGUGUACACACCCCCGAUAUCAAUAAAAAUCCCCCGUUGGCAAGGUACCGCCAAAAAAGGCCCGUGAUUUUCUCUCGAUUUGGGUUUCAACGUAAAAAUCCCCGUGUUUAUAUUUUGGUGUAUUUUUAGACUAUUUUAUCGUUUUUGUCGGGCUAAAAACGAUAUACCGGUCGAUAAUUUACACCAUCAUUUUGGCGCCGACCGUGGGACCUGAACAAAUAGCCAUGUUCAUUUUUUUUUGUGACAAAAAAAAAUGCUCCGAGAGAAGAGUGACCCAAAUUUCAGCCACAAAAAAAGAAGAGUGAGAGAAGGGAGGGUUUUUGAUUUUUUUUGACAAAAAAGGAGAAAGAAAGGAGAACCCCAAAUUGAAGCCGCCUCCACCGCUGCUCAGAGCCGCCGCCUCCGCCAUUGCUGCUCAAAUCUGCCGCGGCCACUGCUCAAACCCACCGCCGCCGAUGCUUAGACCCGCCGACGCCGCUGCUCAGACCUGUCGCCGCCGGUCUUGAGACUUGCGGCCGCCUAUGAACCGCGUUGAGGGGGGCGGAUCUAGAUGUUGUACUAGAAAUCAACUACCACCGCCGCCAACUAACUUUUGUUCGCCACCAAGAAUUCCUGCAUGCAUCCACAACUGCAAGGUGAACACUUGCUGGUCACCAUUUGAAUUUGCUGCCACAAAAGCCGCCGAAUAUACACGCACCCGCAC